This is a messenger RNA of Tetranychus urticae (two-spotted spider mite), 609 nucleotides long. RefSeq names its product ribosomal protein S16 (gene RpS16). Gene Ontology annotation, biological process: translation; maturation of SSU-rRNA from tricistronic rRNA transcript (SSU-rRNA, 5.8S rRNA, LSU-rRNA). The record is from RefSeq and is a predicted model, not a curated record. Gene Ontology annotation, molecular function: structural constituent of ribosome; RNA binding. NCBI's taxonomy places the organism in Eukaryota, Metazoa, Arthropoda, Arachnida, Trombidiformes, Tetranychidae. Gene Ontology annotation, cellular component: cytosolic small ribosomal subunit; ribosome.
GGAAACGGAAGAUAAUAUUAUUUUUAUAAGCUUGGUUUGUAAGUCUUAUUGGUAAUAUAAGUUAUAUUAGUUAUAUUAGUUAAUAUUUCUAAGUGAUUAACUUUAAUUUAAUUCAACAAUGAAUAAGGAUAAAGUACAAUGUGUCCAAGUUUUCGGAAAGAAAAAGACGGCCACUGCUGUUGCUUAUUGCAAAGCCGGUAAUGGUGUUCUAAAAGUGAAUGGUCGGCCUUUAGAUUUGGUGGAACCACAAGCUUUAAAAUAUAAAUUGUUGGAACCAAUUCUUCUCCUUGGACAAGAAAAGUUCUCUUCAGUUGACAUUAGAGUACGUGUACGAGGUGGUGGUCAUGUCUCGCAAAUCUAUGCUAUCCGACAAGCCAUUUCCAAGGCAUUAGUGUCUUAUUAUCAAAAAUUUGUAGACGAAGCCAGCAAAAAAGAAAUCAAAGAUAUCUUAAUUUCUUAUGAUAGAACACUAUUGGUAGCUGAUCCCAGAAGAUGCGAACCCAAGAAGUUCGGUGGUCCAGGAGCCAGAGCUCGUUACCAAAAAUCCUACCGUUAAAUAUUGGUUUCUUACACGAUGUGUAAUUAUUAAAUAAACUAAACUUCACUAUA